GGUCUGUAGUUUGUUUUGCGAAUACGGUUUGCAUAAGGUGGAAGUACACGUGCUUAAAAUUGUUGAACCAAGGACUUGAUAAAUAGUAUUAUAAUGUCUGUGUAUCACGACGAAGUAGAAAUAGAGGAUUUUGAAUAUGAUGAAGAAACAGGGACCUAUUAUUAUCCUUGUCCGUGUGGCGACAGGUUUGAAAUAACAAAAGAAGAUCUUGCAAAUGGUGAAGAUGUUGCAACAUGUCCAAGUUGUUCUUUGGUUGUGAAAGUGAUAUAUAAUCCUGAGGAUUUUCAGAGAAAUGAAGAAGAGCAGUCUAUGAAAUCUGACAAAGUACAGCUGGAAGUUGCUAGAUAAAAUGUCAUCAGUUUGCUAUUUGAUGAUUCACCCAUUUGAGAGCCCUCUUGUACAUAUCAUUUGCUAGCAUCUGUAUAGAAUUUUUCAUCACUUACUAAAACAUUAUAUAAAUGCUUGCUUGUACAUUUCAAUUUUAACUUGUUUUUGCUUGUUAAGAUUUUCAUUUGUUAAUUAUUAAAUUUAAAACAAAAUAUAAAGUAAUUAAGCAAUUUGUAUUUGACUGCUUAUAUUUCAAAUGGUAAUAUUUGAAAAUAAAUGCUUAUGUAUUUUCAUUAACUU
Stegodyphus dumicola is the source of this 627-nucleotide messenger RNA. It is a transcript of the gene Dph3, whose product is annotated as Diphthamide biosynthesis 3. Gene Ontology annotation, molecular function: metal ion binding. Lineage: Eukaryota; Metazoa; Arthropoda; Arachnida; Araneae; Eresidae. The record is from RefSeq and is a predicted model, not a curated record. Gene Ontology annotation, biological process: protein histidyl modification to diphthamide.